Messenger RNA from Fopius arisanus, 839 nucleotides. RefSeq lists its product as uncharacterized. Lineage: Eukaryota; Metazoa; Arthropoda; Insecta; Hymenoptera; Braconidae. The transcript has 2 exons. Bases 101 to 481 code for a protein of 126 amino acids. The record is from RefSeq and is a predicted model, not a curated record. Gene Ontology annotation, biological process: protein trimerization.
UCUAAUAUCACAUCAAGAGAGAAUAACAAAUGUCGUUGGUGAAUUAAACAGCACCGUUUCACUGACUUUUGAGAUUUAAAUAACAGAUAAAAGAUAGAGAAUGGUUUUUAAUAUUUUGCAAUUCCAUUCGGAAGUAGCAGAGCUGGAAUAUUGGAAAAAUCUAGCUCAUGAGAGGGGUGAGGCAUUAGAGGAAUUGAAAGAGGAAAAUAAAGAUCUGCUCUCAUCUGUAAGCGCUGUCGAAAGACGAUACAACGAUGCCAAGGAGUCGCUUUCUGAAGUCCUGAGAACGUCUGAUACUUUGAAGGAAAAUUUGAACAGAAUGGAAGGUCGAUUGGAGAACCUGCAGACCAGAAUGGACCAGAUUGAGAUCAAGAAGAAUACUGAGUAUCGUGAUAUACACAAGAAAAUCAACAAGUUGCAGAAGGAUGUCAUCAUGUUGGAGAGGAGUGUGAAGUCACGAGAGAAAAAACCUUGGAAGUGAGAGCUGUUAGAUAUCACCAGGAGCGCCGGACAUUCGAUCGGAGAAAAAUCAAUGUUCAGCAGACAGUGAUAAUUUAUUAAUUUUUAUUAUAAAAAUGUUACUCUGAGAUUCCAAAUAAUGUACCACUGUAAUUUUAUAUUUAACGUGUGCUAUCGCUGGAACGUAGCCGGACUAACAACAUAUUAUUUAAUAUAAAAAAACUGUUCAAAAACCCUUACAGUAAUUUUGCAUUAAGAAAAAUAUCCGAGAGCAAUAACCAAGACAAUAAAUUUAAGGAAACAUUACACACGUAUGAAGAUUAUGUCAUUAUAAUUAUUUUCAAAUAGAAAGUUUUGUAUUUUUGAAGGAACAAAUUAGA